AAGAUGUACAGUUUCAUGGGCGGGGGUUUGUUCUGCGCCAUCGUGGGCAACAUCCUACUGGUGGUCUCCACCGCCACAGACUACUGGAUGCAGUACCGAGUGUCGGGCAACUACGCUCACCAAGGCCUGUGGCGUUACUGUCUGUCCAACAAAUGCCACUUACAGACGGAAAGCAUAGCCUAUUGGACGGCCACUAAGGCCUUCAUGAUCCUGUCCGGCGCGGCUUGCUUGGCGGGGGUGGUCGCCGGCACGGCGUCCUUUGCGCGCUUCUCCUCCUUCGGAAGAUUGAAUCGCUCCUUUGCUGCUGGAAUUCUCUUCUUUGUUUCAACUUUGUUCGCACUGCUGGCGAUGGGCGUGUACACGGCGGCUACGCUCAACUUCUUGGGCCGGCGCUUUGGCGACUGGCGCUUUUCGUGGUCUUACAUCCUGGGCUGGGUGGCAACCCUCAUGACCUUCUUUGCAGGUGUUUUCUACAUCUGCGCCUACAGGAUGUGCGAGUGCAGGAGAGUGAACACGCCGCAAUAG
This is a messenger RNA of Nerophis lumbriciformis (worm pipefish), 525 nucleotides long. Lineage: Eukaryota; Metazoa; Chordata; Actinopteri; Syngnathiformes; Syngnathidae. The record is from RefSeq and is a predicted model, not a curated record.